AUGGUGCUGAAGUUGCUCCUCAGCCUCAUCCCCACCUAUGGGAACAUCUGCAGGCUGGCCGCGCUGCUGGUGGGCCUGGUGCUGCCCACCUUCAAGAGCUUUGAGGCGAUUGAGAGCCGGGUGCUGGACGACGACAAGCAGGUAUGCUACGCUACGCUGCUCUCUCUGGAGACGGUGGCCUGGUCUUUCCUCAUCUGGAUUCCCUUUUACCGCAUGAUCCGCGUGGCCCUGCUGGCAUGGCUGGCGCUGCCGCAGUUUGCGGGUGCCGCGUUUGUGUACGAGGAGUUUGUGCGCCCCUUCCUGCUGGUGGCUGUGGCCAAGGCCAGGGAGGUGCCCAGCCUGGAACCCUACGUGGCGCGCUUCGCCGCCAGCGCAGCCAAGCACCCCAGCACGAGCUCGGAGGCUCCUAGCGCCGCCGCCGCGCCCCCGCCCGCCGUGGACUACGAUGCCCUGAAGCGUGAGGCUGUGGCCAAGGUGGAGGAGAGUUUUGAGAAGGCCAAGCAGCAGGCCGCCAGCCCCGAGGGGGAGGAGGAUGAGAGCCCUACCUUCCAGCCCCUGAAGGCGCAUGCCCAGUGA
This is a messenger RNA of Chlorella variabilis, 576 nucleotides long. RefSeq lists its product as hypothetical. The record is from RefSeq and is a predicted model, not a curated record. NCBI's taxonomy places the organism in Eukaryota, Viridiplantae, Chlorophyta, Trebouxiophyceae, Chlorellales, Chlorellaceae. The coding region runs from base 1 to 576 and encodes 191 amino acids. The transcript is spliced from 8 exons.